Molecule: messenger RNA, 2952 nt
Organism: Trifolium pratense (red clover)
Lineage: Eukaryota; Viridiplantae; Streptophyta; Magnoliopsida; Fabales; Fabaceae
Product: probable endo-1,3(4)-beta-glucanase ARB_01444
Exons: 1
Coding region: 693-2699 (668 amino acids)
Molecular function (GO): endo-1,3(4)-beta-glucanase activity
Source: RefSeq, a predicted model, not a curated record
AAACCAAAAUCAAAUUAUUCACCCUAUAACUUGUGUACUAAAAAAACUUAGUACAUAAAACCAAUAAUAUAGAGCCACCUUGUCAAAAUGGAUUCCUUAGUUGGAAAUUCUUCCAUCUUUGGAGUCACUAUAUUUCUGACAGUUGAAUUUAAAUCGAAAUUCAUAAAAUGUGUAGAUUUUGAUUUUGAUUUUUUUUUUUUUUUUUUGAAAACUAUCAAGUUUGAAAAUCAGAUUGUCUAAUUUUGAUUCAUCGAUUAUCGAUGUAUUGACUUUGUGAGUUCAAAGUAUCCCGAUUAGCGAUUGUAGGGAACCUUGAUCCCCAAUGUAUUCACAACAAUAUAAUACUUAAUUAAGUAUAGAUAUGAGAGGGUAAGUUCUAUGGUGAACUACCUUGAUCGAUACUUAAAAGUUGUUGGAAACUUCAACGAUAUUUGUCAGUUUUCGAAAGUAAAAGUUCACGGUCUCUUUGUUACAUAUAAUAACAAACGUGAUCGUUAUCAGUUUGAGCAAUUUUCAAGUAAUAACCUAAGGUAAAUCCUAGAACUUGCCUAAGAUUGAGUAGUUUCCAAUCCUUAAAAUACUGAGAAUCUAAGGCAAAAACUGCACUCAUCACAUAUCCUAAAAAACUAUAAAACCUCAAUUCAUGGUCCAUAAUCACAAUUCAAACAUUCACCACUAUCCUAUCAACUGCAAUGUCUAUCAACAAAGAGGAAACACCUUUCCUAUUCCCACAAACUCAAUCAACUGUUCUACCUGGCCCCUCAACCUUCUUUUCUCCAAAACUGCUAUCCACACCCCUCCCUACAAACUCUUUCUUCCAAAACUUUGUUCUCAAAAAUGGUGAUCAACCUGAAUACAUUCAUCCUUAUCUCAUCAAAUCCUCAAACUCAUCCUUAUCUGUUUCAUACCCUUUUCACCAUUUUAACUCAGCUUUCAUAUACCAAGUUUUCAAUGCUGAUCUCACCAUAACUUCCAUUGAACAGAAAACCAAUCAAAAUUCCAAUGAAAAACACAUAAUAUCUUCAUAUAGUGAUCUCAGUGUCACCUUAGAUAUCCCUUCUUCAAAUCUGAGUUUCUUUCUUGUUAGAGGAAGUCCCUUUUUAACUGUUUCUGUGACAAAACCAACCCCUCUUUCCAUUUCAACCAUUCAUGCCAUUCUUUCCUUCACUUCAAAUGAUAACCUUACCAAGUUCACUUUUCACCUUAACAAUGAUCAAACAUGGAUCCUAUACGCUUCCUUGCCGAUCAAGUUAAGUCAUGAACUUUCUGAGAUCACUUCCGAGGCCUUCUCCGGAAUAAUCCGGAUUGCUUUGUUGCCGGAUUCCAAUUCGAAAAACGAGGAUGUUCUUGACAAGUUCAGUUCUUGUUACCCUUUGUCAGGUGAUGCUGUGAUCAAAGAACCAUUUAGUGUUGAGUAUAAGUUUGAGAAGAAAGGUUCAGGUGAUUUGUUGCUAUUAGCACAUCCUCUUCAUGUUCAACUUUUGUCUAAGAAUGACUCUAAUAUUACUGUUUUGGAUGAUUUUAAGUAUAAAAGCAUUGAUGGAGACUUAGUUGGUGUUGUUGGUGAUUCAUGGCUUUUGAAAACUGACCCGGUUUCUGUAACUUGGCAUUCAAGCAAAGGUGUGAAAGAAGAAUCUCAUGAUGAAAUUGUUUCAUCUCUAUUGAAAGAUGUUGAGAAUCUAAAAUCAUCACCAAUAACAACAGCAUCAUCUUAUUUUUAUGGAAAAUUGAUAGCAAGGGCUGCAAGAUUAGCAUUGAUAGCUGAAGAAGUGAAUUACCUUGAUGCAAUUCCAUCUGUGAAAAAAUAUUUGAAGGAAUCUAUUGAGCCUUGGCUUGAUGGAACUUUUAGUGGAAAUGGAUUUCUAUUUGAUAAAAAAUGGGGAGGUAUUAUAACCAAACAAGGUUCUACUGAUACCGGUGCUGAUUUCGGAUUCGGAAUUUAUAAUGAUCAUCAUUAUCAUUUAGGAUAUUUUCUCUAUGGAAUUGCAGUUCUUGCUAAGAUUGAUCCAAUUUGGGGUAAGAAGUAUAAGUCUCAAGCCUAUUCCCUAUUGGAAGAUUUUAUGAACUUGAACACAAGCUCGAACUCGAAUUAUACACGUUUGAGGUGUUUUGAUCUUUAUAAGUUGCACUCUUGGGCCGGAGGGCUAACCGAGUUUGCGGACGGAAGAAACCAAGAGAGUACUAGUGAAGCUGUGAAUGCGUACUAUUCUGCAGCGUUGAUCGGUAUGGCAUAUGACGAUGCAGAACUCGCAGCCAAUGCAUCGACACUUACAUCAUUGGAAAUUCUUGCUGCUAAAAUGUGGUGGCAUGUGAAAGAAGGACAGAAUCUCUAUGAAGAAGAUUUUACAAAAGAGAAUAGGAUGAUGGGAGUUCUUUGGUCUAACAAAAGAGACAGUGGAUUAUGGUUUGCUCCUGCUGCUUGGAAAGAAUGUAGGCUUGGAAUUCAGCUUUUACCAUUAGUUCCUAUUUCUGAUGUUUUGUUUUCAAAUGUUGAUUAUGUGAAGGAACUUGUGGAGUGGACUUUGAAUGCUUUGAAUAGAGAAGGUGUUGAAGAAGGAUGGAAAGGUUUUGUGUAUGCAUUGCAAGGAAUUUAUGAUAAUGAAAGUGGAUUGAAGAAUAUAAAAGGGUUGAAAGGUUUUGAUGAUGGAAAUUCUUUGACUAAUCUUUUAUGGUGGAUUCAUAGCAGAAGUGAUAAAUAGUAGGAAUUUAAUCAUUAGUGAUGGUUUCAAAUGAAGUAUUUAGAAAAGAAAAUAAUUUAUGAAGUUUGAAUAAUUCUUGUAUUGUAUCUAUUUAUGUUUGUUAACAAUAUUUAUAUAAAUAAAAUUUGUUGUGUAGACUUAUGAAUUUAUUAUCUGUUGUUGUACUUUGUACCUAUUUCUGUACUUUUUUGGCAUUUUCAAUUUUAAGGUUAGUGUAUGAUGAUAGUUUAAUCAUAUUGAUUACUUUAAUCCC